Molecule: messenger RNA, 2146 nt
Organism: Lepus europaeus (European hare)
Lineage: Eukaryota; Metazoa; Chordata; Mammalia; Lagomorpha; Leporidae
Gene: RPE
Product: ribulose-5-phosphate-3-epimerase
Exons: 7
Coding region: 79-789 (236 amino acids)
Biological process (GO): carbohydrate metabolic process; pentose-phosphate shunt, non-oxidative branch; pentose-phosphate shunt
Cellular component (GO): cytosol
Molecular function (GO): D-ribulose-phosphate 3-epimerase activity; metal ion binding
Source: RefSeq, a predicted model, not a curated record
AAGCCGCCCGCCAAUCGGGGCGACGCCUUCGUCUUGCCGGGCGACUCGUGCGGUAACUUGCACUUGGGAUUCAGCACCAUGGCGUCGGGCUGCAAGAUUGGCCCGUCCAUCCUCAACAGUGACCUGGCCAACUUAGGGGCCGAGUGCCUCCGGAUGCUAGACUCUGGGGCCGAUUACCUGCACCUGGAUGCACCCUGCUCUUCAGGGAGGUCAGUUUUUUGUAAGCAUUUUGUUCCCAACAUCACCUUUGGUCACCCUGUGGUAGAAAGCCUCCGAAAGCAGCUAGGCCAGGACCCUUUCUUUGACAUGCAUAUGAUGGUCUCCAGGCCAGAACAGUGGGUAAAGCCAAUGGCUGUAGCAGGAGCCAAUCAGUAUACCUUUCAUCUUGAAGCUACUGAGAACCCAGGGGCUUUGAUUAAAGACAUUCGGGAGAAUGGUAUGAAGGUUGGCCUUGCUAUCAAGCCAGGAACUACAGUAGAGUAUUUGGCACCAUGGGCUAAUCAAAUAGAUAUGGCCUUGGUUAUGACAGUGGAACCUGGUUUUGGAGGACAGAAAUUCAUGGAAGAUAUGAUGCCAAAGGUUCACUGGUUGAGGACCCAGUUCCCUUCUUUGGAUAUAGAGGUCGAUGGUGGAGUAGGUCCUGACACUGUUCAUAAGUGUGCAGAGGCAGGAGCUAACAUGAUUGUGUCUGGCAGUGCCAUUAUGAAGAGUGAAGACCCCAGAUCUGUGAUCAACCUGUUAAGGAAUGUUUGUUCAGAAGCUGCUCAGAAACGUUCUCUUGAUCGAUGAAGCCACAAAGAUCCCAAAGUUCCUGCUUAUGGAAUCUUUUUACUUGGAAAAUAGGAAUAUUGAUUUCCAAAUCAUAUCACAAUUGAGGCAGUGCUGCUUUGCUGAGUAAUUAUUCAUUCCCAUGAUUAAAACCUAUUGUGCAGUGUUCUAGGAGGUUAGGAAUUGGUAUGUAUAACUACAAUUUUAGAGAUGCAAUUUAAAAAUUAAGUGUGAUAGAAUACUCUGUUUUUACUGGGAUGCUUGACUGACUUUUAUAAAGUAAAACUAUUAAGAUUACAAACAGAAAUGUAUCUUAAUCCCUAAGAAAGCAUUUAGUUAGCUACUUUGAAAAAAAAUUUAUUUCUAAAAAUUUUCUGCUUUUUCUCAGCUAUUUUCCAAAAGCAAAAGAAAUGUUUAUGUCUUUGGCAUUUCAUGUCAUUUGUGAUUUGUUUAUAUGUUUGACAAAAUGAGUACAAUGGAACUUAAAAAUAUAAGCUUGGGUGGGAUGGCAUACCAUUUUCUUGCAUCUUAAACAUUUAUUCUGCACUUUUCACCUCAUACUUGAUUCAUGAAAGCUAUCUAAACCAUAUGUGAAAGCCUAGGAGUUCUAAAAUAUAAGUAUAGAUUUUUAUCAAGGUGUUAAUUCUUUGUCAGAGCAGUUAUUCAGUAAUUCCCAUCACCGUUUUUCUUAAUUUCACCCACUAUUCUUAAGGACAUUUAAAUAAUGCUGUUGUGUUAGCUCUGAGUAGAAAGAAAAAGUAAAGCUUCUAUUUGGAAAUAAUAUUGGUUGAAUCCUGCCACUGCCCUUUUCUGGCUAUUUGUCCUUUGCCAGUCACCCGUCCUUUCUUGGUCUUCUAUUAACUCAUUUAUUUGUUGUAUGUAAUUACAACAACAUGCAGGGUUUUGGUGACCAUUAAAACAAGUAAUGUAUAUAAAGCUUCUACUACUGUUUUCGGAAAAUUUGAGGAAGCUCAAUAAACAGUGGCCAGCAUUAUGUAAGCUUGUUUCAUUGGUUAUAAAAUACUUCCAAAAUAAUCACAUUAAAUGUAUAUAAAUUACACCUAUAAGAGGCAGCACAUGUUUUUAUCUCCAGCAGAAAGUAAAGUUUAGCAAUAGACUGAUACCAUAGAAAGGAUAUGUUAAGACAGGAUUUCUAGUAGUUAAUCUUUACAGUGAAAUCCUUGGGAGGUAGGUUAGGCAAAAGAAGCUUCUUUUACUUAACAUUGUCUUAUUUCCAAUCUAAUAUUGUUGUUGUAUAACAGAACCAGAUGGCUGAGAAUAUUCUGGAACUAUGAAUCUUUACCCCCAAUGAUAUAUGUUUAAUACAAGAAAGUUCAGGUAGGCAAAGAGAUGACAUGGUACAGAAUUAAUCCGUAAA